UUUUGGAAGAUGGAGAAAAAUUGUAGAAUACUUUUACCAAAGCCUCAGACUAACAAUUGUUCCGAGACACAGGUCUCAAAAGAUUUUAAAACAAGGAAGAUGGAUAAAAAAAAUUCAUGCAUCACUUCUAGGAGGAACACAUGGAGGAUCGCUUCUUGCUUGCUCCUCCUGUUGCAGCCGCCACCGCUAUCACAACCACCUGGUUAUCCACUACAACAGCCGAUUGCUGCUCCCGCUGCCCCCGCUGCAGCUCCUGCACUCACCAGCAUCUGCUCCUGCUACCACCAGCGCCACUGCUCAUUUUGCUACAGCAGCCACUUUUUGCUUCUGCUGACUCUACAUACCGCUCUUGUUGCUGCCACUGUUGCCUUCGGCGCCUAUUACAGCUCCAUUAUCACCAGCUCAACUAGCUGCCGCCGGCAUUGCCAUAGCCACCUGUUAUCACCAUUCAACAAAUAG
Molecule: messenger RNA, 459 nt
Organism: Phalaenopsis equestris
Lineage: Eukaryota; Viridiplantae; Streptophyta; Magnoliopsida; Asparagales; Orchidaceae
Exons: 2
Coding region: 10-459 (149 amino acids)
Source: RefSeq, a predicted model, not a curated record